CUGUUCCUCAUUAGUCGCCGCUAGCAUCAUUCACCUGAAUCUCCAGUUGACAAGGCAUUAGUGUUGACAAGGCAUUAGACUACUCCACAAUAGCUCCCUUCCACACUUGACUCCUCCUAGCUUUAAGAUUCUGGCUUUUAUUUUGAAAGUCAUAGCCGGAUGUUAUGUUGCAGAACCUUUCUGACUUGACAGCGGUGGUGCUUCUGCGGGUGCUGGACGCGGUGGAGCAGCCGGAUAGAAAUCUAUAAAGAUGGCCUCAGCAACAGCAACCUAUGGACAGAAGGAGACUUCGGAUCAAAACUUUGACUAUAUGUUCAAGAUCCUCAUUAUUGGCAACAGCAGCGUGGGCAAAACGUCCUUCUUGUUCCGUUAUGCUGACGACUCCUUCACGCCGGCCUUCGUCAGUACAGUGGGCAUUGACUUCAAGGUGAAGACCAUCUACCGGAAUGACAAGAGGAUCAAACUGCAGAUCUGGGACACAGCAGGUCAGGAGCGUUACCGCACCAUCACCACGGCUUACUACCGAGGAGCCAUGGGCUUCAUCCUCAUGUAUGACAUCACCAACGAGGAAUCGUUCAACGCUGUUCAGGACUGGUCGACUCAGAUUAAAACCUACUCGUGGGACAACGCCCAGGUGCUGCUGGUAGGAAACAAGUGCGACAUGGAGGAUGAGCGAGUGGUGAGUGGAGAGAGAGGCCGGCAGCUGUCUGAACACCUUGGGUUUGAGUUCUUUGAAGCCAGUGCUAAGGACAACAUCAAUGUGAAGCAGACCUUUGAGCGCCUGGUCGACAUCAUCUGUGAAAAGAUGUCUGAGAACCUGGAUGCUGGAGAUCCUGCCGUCACGGGGGUCAAACAAGGGCCCCAGCUGACAGAGCAGCCUGCUCCACCGCACCAGGACUGUGCAUGUUAAAGCUGACUACUUCCCCCAAACCCUUUUCAUCCCUCUUCCUCCUUCUUCUCCUUCAGCUGGAUCCCGGGGCCUCAGGUCCAAACUCCAUCACCCUUUUCACUUUCUCUCCUGCUUCUUUCUGUAACCUAGUAAGGAUCAGUGGCUGAUGGUCACAAGAACCAGGUUGAAAAGUGCCUGAAAUGCUCUGAGAUGCUGGAGGACCAGUGCUUGAGGUGUGUUUGCUUCUAGUUCCUCUACAUAAAGUUGUCUGUUUUUUUCAGGCAAGUUCUGUCAAACUGGAGUGUUUCAGACUCUUUGCAGCCCAGCUUCUUGAAGGCUUCUGACCCAUCUUUUGUUGUUUCCUCAUUCUUCAGUGUAGUUUUACAAGAAGGAUUUGACGGCGUCCAUCCUCUGAGUGCCAUUUAAAUCCUUCAGAUGUUUACAGUGCUUUGUUUCAUGUCAGUUAAAUCUGUUGAAAAGAUGUCAGCCUUGGAUAUGGAGAUCAAGAAAAUCACAGUGGAGUUAUGUGAGUGGGAUUAUCCAGGUGAAAGCUGCUCCAUACCAGUACCUGUUAUGUUUCUUAUAUGAUUCUGGACUCAGCAGAAUCAAACAUACAUGUACAGUAUCUGUGUGACUUUUUGUUGGUAUGGAUACUACAAGUAUUAGCAAAUAUUUUGUUAUUCAUUAUUCAUCGGAGCCUUUUCAUUUGGCCUUUUUUUUAAACUGUAUUUGUUUCUUCAUCACUUUGUUUUGUAUGCCCCAUUUAUUCUUUUAAUACAUGAAACACUGGGAAGGGGAGAAUAUGAAAAAGACAAAACUAGGUUAAAAAAAAAGCAAAAAACAAAGAAACACAUUUUAUUUACUUUUGAUAUUUAUUUGAAAUGUACAUAUUUUGUGCAAUAUAUAAUAUCUACAGGUAUGCAUUUCUGGAAAUGAAGUUUAAAAGAAAUUAAUUUCUAUGAAUAUAGUAUCAAAUAUAAAAGAUCUAUGCGGUCAGGUUUUCUUUGGAAGAGGUGUGGAAUCAUUUGCACCAGUGGCACCUCCUCCAUGAGUCGCUUCAUGUCCCUGUUGGUUUGGUGUCAUGCUGCUUUCCAGAGAUGCUGCAAAGUCUGAAAUUCACACUUCCUGGGGGAAAAAAGCUGUGGAAUGGCCCUUUAAAUGCAAAUUGCAAACCAGCUACUUAACAUGUUUAUCAUCCACCUGAAUCCACUCACUGCUGCUCAUGAAGUGUAACACCUUGGCACUCGCUAGAGAAACUUUGCACUGCAUCAAGUCAGACAGUGAGUGUAGUGAAGCUGACAUCAGAAGGUUUUAAGCCUUCUGAAAGCCAGAUUUAGCAAUAAAAUUGUAAUUAGGGUGGCAAAUGUUCUGAUGCUCCCAGUCCCAGCAGCCUCAACAUGGUAAUGUCCCUGCUGUCACUGACAAUGUAAAAAUAAAAAGAUAACACUGAGAUUAUCUGACAUGUGCAUUGUCCAACACAGUUCAGUUGUACUUGCUAACAGUGCUACACGCUGACAUUACAGUAUUUUAUCAGAUCAGGCAGAGAAGAUCCUGCAAUUACACAAUCUGUUUUUGUUUCUGAGAAAGACCACUGUAUAGCAUGAAGGCUAAAGCUAUAUGAGACUUGACUGUUUAGUAUUCAUCUCCCUGAUAGUCAUAGCUUUACCAAAUAUCAAAUAUCCCUGUAACAAUGGUUAUUCAAACUUUUUUCUCUGAAAAAAAGGUUGAAAUGUCUUUGGAGAGUGCAAACAAUGUUAUACUGUUAGAUUUUUAGGUUUGUCUUAAUAUGAUAGUUUGAGCCUAGUGAGUGAAAGAAAACACAAAGAGAGAAAAGAACAACACUGAAACUACCACAACAAUGGCAGUUUUUAAAAAUUCUAAAUAAAUCAAAACUAGAGGCACUUUGAUUGACUCCAAUAGUCAUUGUACAAGGGUUUGUCUUCCUGGUGUUAAGACCUCAGAGAGCGAAAAUCAUACUGACACACAGUCCAGGAUGGUGGAAUUUAAAUCUAGUUUGCAUUGAUUGGAUUCAGUGUGGUACUGUGUGUUUGCAGCUUACUGUAAGUGUCUUUCGUAUGGCUAAUGGCAUUUUUUGAGAGUCUGAGAGACAUUGUUUUAUCUCUGAGCAAAAGAGAAAAUGUGUCAAAUUGCACACUGACUUUCAGUGCUUCUCUGUUUAAUGACAAACUCUGCUCAUAAUAAGACUUCUUCAGAAUCAGCAUUACAGAGCAGCUUUAUUAGAUGCUGGUGAACUCUUGUGUGGAUGUCAGUGUCUGAUAGUGUGUAACAUUAUUGAUGCUCAGUCUUCAGGUGACCUAUGGACACUGCCGAUUCAUGUCAAACAAGCAUCAAACACCUGGAGGCUUAAAGGUUCACAGACCAGGCAGCUGCUGAGUUUCUAACACUUGUUUUGAGCCAGUGCAUGUGUUAAAUAUUCUGCUCUGAGGUUUCCUUGGUUCGAGCAACAUUGUGUCACCACACCACAUUUCUAUCAGGAAGUAUUGAUGUAGUUGUUUUGAUACAGUUUCCACAGUUAAAACUGGUUUGCAAGGCAUUCCUUCUUUUCACUUCACCAAAGAUUGCUGUAGAAGCAGCUGCCUGUUUUUGCUGUAGGAUGCCAGACAGAGCACCGUGACCAAUUUUAAAAGUUUGAAAUUGUAAAUAAUAAUCAGUAGAGCUUUGUGGUUUGAUGUGAACCCUCCCCAUUCAAACAUAAACUCAUGUCAUUUUUAUUCAAGGCUUGCUAGUGUGCAGUGCAAUUGUAACAUUUCACAUGUUGUUGUUUCAAGUUAAAGAAGAUGAGAUUCGUGGACUGAGAGGGUAAAUCAAAAUUAUGGACUUCAUAAAGUCUGCAACUGAUUAUUUGAAUCAAAAAACAAUUUAUUUUUUGAGUAACUGUUGCAUGAGUUAACUGCCAAGUGUAGCAUACAACCUGAAAUUACAGAUGACUGUUACUGUUAAAUAUAAUGACAUAAAAUGAGCCCCCAGUCAAAAUGUCCCAGAAAAGUAGUGAUGCAAUCAUCUAGUAUCAAGAAAGGAAGGAAAUAGAGAUUUGGACAGGAAUUAUCAUUACAACCCUGAGAGAUAUUCUACUUCCUACUGAUUGUGACUGUUUAUUUUCUGGUAAAACCAAACUUUUAAAUGGUUGUCCUUUCCAAUAUGUCUUCCUGUCAGUAUAAACCAGAUCUGUAAAUACUGUACCUUUGAAUCCUAUAUGUGAGUUGUGUUGUAUUGAUUCAGGCUUGCAACAAAAAAAAAAGAGGAAAAAAGAUGAAAAGCCCUGAAAAUCCCAAAAGAGCCAUGUUGUAUGUAUAUGCUUUUAUUUCAGGCCUGCUUG
Monopterus albus (swamp eel) is the source of this 4226-nucleotide messenger RNA. It is a transcript of the gene rab3ab, whose product is annotated as RAB3A, member RAS oncogene family, b. The transcript is spliced from 5 exons. Lineage: Eukaryota; Metazoa; Chordata; Actinopteri; Synbranchiformes; Synbranchidae. Gene Ontology annotation, molecular function: GTPase activity; GTP binding. The coding region runs from base 251 to 910 and encodes 219 amino acids. The record is from RefSeq and is a predicted model, not a curated record.